Passer montanus (Eurasian tree sparrow) is the source of this 965-nucleotide messenger RNA. It is a transcript of the gene FAM237B, whose product is annotated as family with sequence similarity 237 member B. NCBI's taxonomy places the organism in Eukaryota, Metazoa, Chordata, Aves, Passeriformes, Passeridae. Bases 158 to 655 code for a protein of 165 amino acids. The record is from RefSeq and is a predicted model, not a curated record. The transcript is spliced from 3 exons.
AGAGGUGGGGCUGCCACAGCUCCCUCCACCCUUCCCCAGACCCGAGUUCAGCUGCUGCUGCUGCUGCUUUGCCAGUGGCAGAGUCCUCCCUGUGCACUGUAACCUCGGCAUCCUCGGAGCAUCCAGCAGCUGCCAGGCACUUGCAGCCCUCUCAUGAAUGUCUUUCUUUAUCUCCAAGUGGCUGACUUCUGUUUUUCAAGGCUACUGUUUUCCGUCUCCUCGCUUAAAUACUGUAUCUUCUUCAAGUAUGGAAUUUGUAUGGAAACGAUGGUGGUAUCUUCAGCUGGGCUGUAUGUUAUUAGUGAAUUUGGUUUAUGCCAAUCUAGAGUAUCAAAAAGAAACUCCUCCAAGCCUGCGUGAGAUUGACCAUCAGUGCUGGGAGGUAUCGUCCCAUGGGCUGGUGGAAAUGAAGAAACUCAAGGUGGCAGAUACAGUCAUUGCUCUCUGGGACUUCAUGAUGUUCCUAAAGGAAUCCCCUAAGCCCAAGCACAAUGAACUCUUCAAUGAUUUAGCCCAGAACUUCUGGGAUAUGUAUGUAGACUGUGUGCUCUCAAGAUCCCAUGGAAUGGGCAGAAGACAAUUAACAUCUCCCAAAUAUUCUUCCACGUACUCACACAGAACUUUAGAAGGGUCUGCUUUCACCAAUCCAUUUUAGGCCAAAAGGGGAGAAAAUGAAGAUCCUUAAAAAAGGCAACAUCAAAAUGAAGGAGUACAAAGGAGUACAAUAUGUAUUGUAGAUGUUUGGACAAAUCCUUUGGCAUGGUGCAACCCUCUUUGUUUUCUUUUCUUUUUGUAUAAAGUACUUAAUCACUCCUAAACUUAUAAGUACAUGAACUCCCACACUAUCCCUUUUGCUUUCCUGUCUUGCAGUCUACUAAGCUUGCCUUUUCCUCCCUCCAUGUGUGAAUGUGUUCUGAGUCAACACCUUUGUUUUCCCAUAUAAACUUUAAAGUCUGGAUGUGUCA